This is a messenger RNA of Coregonus clupeaformis (lake whitefish), 1687 nucleotides long. It is a transcript of the gene exosc9, whose product is annotated as exosome component 9. NCBI's taxonomy places the organism in Eukaryota, Metazoa, Chordata, Actinopteri, Salmoniformes, Salmonidae. Gene Ontology annotation, cellular component: nuclear exosome (RNase complex); cytoplasmic exosome (RNase complex). Gene Ontology annotation, biological process: nuclear polyadenylation-dependent mRNA catabolic process; exonucleolytic trimming to generate mature 3'-end of 5.8S rRNA from tricistronic rRNA transcript (SSU-rRNA, 5.8S rRNA, LSU-rRNA); U1 snRNA 3'-end processing. Bases 102 to 1391 code for a protein of 429 amino acids. The record is from RefSeq and is a predicted model, not a curated record. The transcript is spliced from 12 exons.
UUCCGGAGCAGAGUUCACGAAUGUUGACGAUUCUUGAAACGUGAACACAUGUUAGCAAAAAAGACACCGGUAUAUCAAUAUACAAUUAAUAGACAGCCAACAUGAGAGAUACACCGUUAUCAAACUGCGAGCGAGAUUUUUUACUCAAAGCUAUUGAAGAGAAAAAGCGCUUGGAUGGGAGACAGACCUAUGACUACAGGAGCAUCAAGAUCUCGUUCGGGACAGAUUAUGGAUGCUGCUUUGUUGACCUGGGGAAGACGAGGAUCAUGGCCCAGGUGUCCUGUGAGCUCAUUACCCCGAAAGAGAAUAGACCGAAUGAAGGAAUCAUGUUCUUCAACAUUGAGCUGUCUCCCAUGGCUUCACCAGCAUUUGAGACUGGCAGGCAGUCAGAGCUGUUAGUGAAGCUGAACAGACAGUUGGAGAGAUGCCUCAGGAACUCCAAGUGUAUAGACACAGAGUCUUUGUGUGUGGUGUCUGGAGAGAAGGUGUGGCAGAUUAGGGUGGACAUCCACUUGCUGAACCACGAUGGUAACCUGAUGGACGCUGCCAGCAUUGCUGCCAUUACGGCUCUCUGUCACUUCAGACGCCCCGAUGUAGGCAUCCAAGGAGAGGAGGUCACCGUGUACAGUACGGAGGAGAGAGACCCCAUUCCCCUCAGCAUCUACCACAUGCCCAUCUGUGUCAGUUUCUCCUUCUUCCAACAAGGGACCUACCUGUUGGUUGACCCGUGUGAGCGUGAGGAGCGUGUGAUGGACGGCCUGCUGAUGAUAGCCAUGAACAAACACAGAGAGAUCUGCUCCAUCCAGUCUAGUGGAGGCAUCAUGCUGCUCAAAGACCAGGUCCUCAGGUGCAGUAAGAUCGCUAGUGUGAAAGUGUCAGAGAUCACAGAGCUCAUCAACAAAGCCUUGGAGAACGACAAGAAAGCCAGAAAAACUGGGGGUAAGUUUGGGUUCGCAGAGUCGUUGCCCCAGGAGCGAAUCACAGCGCUGAAAACAGACGUAUCACCUGUGGAAAUGACUGACGUCAAGGAGAAGGCCAAUGAGAUCGUCCAGAGAGCAGAGCUCCCACCCCAAACCGUUCCCUCUCCAGUGUUAACUGCCCCAUGUACAGGCCAGGUGGGGGAGGGGCUAGAGAGCUCCUGGGGACUGGAGGAGGAGGAGGAGGAGGAGGAAGAGGAAGAGGAAGAGGAAGAGGAGGAGACCAUGGAGUUGGAAGAGGGACAUGGGGAGGAGGAGAAGGGGAAAGGUGAUGUGGUGGUCAUCUCAGACAGUGGCAGCGAGGAAGAGGAUGUUGUCAUCUUGAACCAGGAAACAAAGGAGAAGGCCUCCAGCUCUAACCAACAGGGGGCAGUAGCCUCCAAGCAGCAGCAGAAAAAGAAGAAGAAGAAGUGAAAUAAUUGUGACUUUUUUGUAAGGCACCACUUGAAACAUACACAGUAUAUACCAGGGGUCAUCAAUUAGAUUCCGCCGCAGACGUUUUUUUUGUUGUUGAGCGGAUGGUCGGGGGGCUGGAACAUAAUUACGAAUAAUUAGUAGACUGCAAAUUGACCGCAACAAGACCCAAAAUAUAUCAUAUUUGACUCAAUCAUUUCAAACCUUGCUUACAUGUGUGUAUGAUCACUUGUCUCUCUAUUAUAUGUGGGAAUACUUGGGAACAUAUUUCCAAAAUUAAAAUAACUUUGAGAUGA